GAUGUAGGCUGAGGGAAGUGUACCUGAUCCUGAACAUAGAUGACCAUAUUCUAAGAAAAAAAGAACAUGCUGUACUUCUGCCUCAUCCUUUUUCUAGGAGAAAUAUCUGGAGGAAGAAUGCUGUCUUUUUCAGGCUUGCCUGGGACUGGCGAAAUUAAAGAAAAUUCUCCAGCUGGUGCUUGGGUAUAUACUUUCAAUGUCACUUUAUCACCAUUCAAUAUUUUUCUGGCAGGAAAUCCUAUAAUAAUAAACUCAAACCCACUCACAAAGGCUUUCACAAUCAAUCCUGUAUCUCCUCUUCAGUACAACGUUGCCACCAGUGGAGACCCUAUUCUAGAUUAUGAAACUAUGCCCUACAGGUUUGAAUUGCAGAUACUAAUUUCUGACAGCAAUGGAGUGCGUGCCCUGCAAAUACUGACUGUUGUGAUUCUUGAUGAAAAUGAACCUCCAGUAUUUCUAGGCAACCUUGCAAGCCAAACUGUCAUGGUCUACAUCUUGGAAGACAGACCAGCAGGAAAAAUUUACCAGUUACCUUCAGUUGUUUCUGAAAAUUCAACAUCUACAAGGCUCAUUUAUUCAUUGACUCCAGGAAAACCAUUCUCUAUUUCUCAAAGUGGAACCAUUUCUUCUUCAAAACAAUUUGAUUAUGAAAACGAUGACCAUAGCUAUUUAUUAAAUGUUACUGUGACAAAUGGACAGGGUCUGAGUACAACUGGGACAGUCAUAAUCAAUAUCAUAAAUCUCAAUGAUGAAUCACCUUACUUUAACAUAACAACAAGAGUUUUCAUGAUUAAGGAAGAACAAAAGAUAGGAUUCAUUGUCACCACAAUAACAGCUGUCGACCCAGAUGGUGAAGUCUUCAAUAACAACCUCCGCUACAGCAUCACUGCUCCUCAAGGGAUUCCUUAUUUCUCAAUAAAUCCAGAUAAUGGUAUUAUUCAAGUGGCCAGAAGAAUAGAUCGAGAUGUUCCAUCAUUAAAGCAACAUCCCAAUAUAACUUUGGAAAUUCUUGUGGAGGAUAGUCCUAUGAAUGGAAAAAGAAACAGCAUUACAAUUGUGAUAAUCAUUGAAGACAUUAAUGACCAUCCGCCAAAAUGCCAGAGAUAUAUUUUCAGAGAACAUUUUAAUGAAAAUAUCAGCUCAGGAACAGUAAUUGUGGACUUGAAAAAUAGCUGCUGGGAUUGUGAUGCUGUGGCACCAAACAACCUGUUUAACUUCACUGAACUGUCAGGAGUUGGAAGUAAUAACUUUGCUCAGGACCCACCUGGCUCUGGAAGAAUUAAGCUAGUGGGAAAUAUCGAUCUUGAAAAUGGAAUUGGUGGAGCAGAGAAGGACUAUAUUCUGAAACUUGUGGUGCAAGAUAUCAUUUCACCUUUCUAUCCUAAUAAUAUUGACAUUUUUGUUAGAAUACUCCCGGUCAAUGAGUUUACACCAGUCUUCAAUAGCCCUUUAUAUGUAUUCAAUGCUUCAGAAAUAUUAGCAGUGAGAUCCGAAAUUGGAAAAGUAACCGCAACAGACGAAGAUGUACCCUCUACUGGAAUAUCAUAUUCAAUUGUGUGUGGAGGAGGCACCUUGGACUAUUCAGAAAUAUUCUGGAUCGAUCCUAACGAGGGCAUUAUAAAAAAUGUUGCUCAGUUAGACUAUGAAGUGCGUCAGAAGUACCCUCUCAUCGUGCAGGCAGCUGACAAUAGGGGCAAGACAAACAGUGUGACAGUAAUAGUGAAUGUUCUUGAAGAAAAUGAUGAAAAACCAGUUUGCUCACUCAGUUCACAUUUCCUGGAGAUCCCAGUGGGCCUGCCUCCUGGCACCAACAUCAAUGGUCUCUAUAUAUCAUGUGUCGAUCGGGAUUCAAGUCCCAGAUCUUUCCGUUAUUUUAUUAACUCAGGUAAUGUGAAUAACCAUUUCGCUUUUUCGCCAAGUGCUGGCUCUGGUACUUCACGGCUGAUUCUUGUGUACCCGUUUGACUAUGAAAGAGGCCUAGAUAGAGUCUGGGAAUAUAGGCUUGAAGUCUACAUAACAGACGAUAAUUUGCUAUCAGUGGCAAAUAGAUCUACUGCUCUUGUUCAAACGGGUUCAGUGAAAUUAACCAUCAGAGUCAUUCCUGACCCAACCACCGUGGUCCCAACAACACCUGGUGUUACCCUUGUGACCACUAGAGAAAAUGUCUAUUUUGCUGCGGCUUGGUACGUGCCCUUCAUCAUUUCUCUGGGCUGUUUGCUCCUACUUGGACUUCUCGGGUAUCUAACCUUCUUGCUGGCAAAAUAUAUCCGCACCCAGUGCCAGCCAAAGCCCAAAGAAGACAAAAAACCACUGAUAAAAACAACAGAUAAGAAGAAAGUUAAGAAAGAAAUAGUUUGGGAGAUGACUGAUGUAAAUGCUGUUUUUGAUGGGGAAGCAAGAGAUCCAGUCACUGGACACUUGUAUGAAUUUAAUUCAAAGUCUGGGGCUCGAAGAUGGAAAAACAUAAAUGUGCCUCCUGAAUCUGAAGCAAAGGAUCCAGUAGCACGGGUAACAACUGCUAGAACAAUCACCGGUCAAGGGAAUCUAAGCAGAAAGGACUUUGAGACCAGUGUCAGAAAGCAGGGAAGAGAAGACAACAUGGAAUCAGGACCCCCAGAACAGAAGAUUGAGAUUUCUGACCAAAAUAGUGACCAAAAAUUACAGGUACCAAAAGAAGAAUCUUGGGUUAAUGGGUCAGCAGUCCAUCCAAGCAGACCAUCUGCUCCCCCACACAGGUCACCCAUCCCCUCUCCCAAAAUAUAUCCUAAAUAUCAAAGUCAAGCUUAAAACAGGAAAUAUUUUGUGUCUAGAAUCCAGAAAACCCUCUGUUGCUACUCCAAAAAUAAGGGUAAUGUGGACAUUUUACUUGUUUAUUACACCCUUUUGAAUUAGUGACAAAAAGGGACACUGUUGGGUGGAAGUGAAAUUCAUUGCAAUGAUAUCAGAUAUACACGAAGAGUGUGAGUGUCUUGAAUAAUUUCCAGAAAAUCAAUAGUUGACCAUACAUAUGUUUGUACACCAGCUCUUUAGGGUGCAGUUUAUCACUUAAUCACAGCCAGAGCACUCCAAGGGGAAACUGAUGUUAUUCAUGUAGAUGAGUAAAUUAAGUCUAGAAAUAAAUUUAAUUCUUAUAACAUGUUGAGGAUAAAGAAAACGAAGGAGUAUUCUGUCUGCAGCAUUUUCAAAGGCACAGAUUUCUGAUUCAGAAAUAUAUGAAAAACUAUUUUGCAGUAAUAUGUCCCCUAAAUCAAGAUUUAUUUUAUAGUAUUUGAUUUUUAGCACUUUUAUCCUUUUCUUUUGUGAUUUAUUCACAAAAUCUGAAUGGAAAAAUGUGGCCUUAUUAAUACCAGAUUAUGUACUGUGUUUAAAUUAUUUUUAACUUUGUACAAAAAUUGCCUGGUUUGCAAACCAAAAUAA
This is a messenger RNA of Sphaerodactylus townsendi, 3417 nucleotides long. RefSeq names its product cadherin related family member 3 (gene CDHR3). Gene Ontology annotation, molecular function: cadherin binding; calcium ion binding. Gene Ontology annotation, cellular component: plasma membrane; catenin complex. The record is from RefSeq and is a predicted model, not a curated record. The coding region runs from base 67 to 2787 and encodes 906 amino acids. NCBI's taxonomy places the organism in Eukaryota, Metazoa, Chordata, Lepidosauria, Squamata, Sphaerodactylidae. Gene Ontology annotation, biological process: homophilic cell-cell adhesion. The transcript has 19 exons.